CGUACUUCUCCAUCCGGUUUGGCCUGACUCUUUCGGCGCUGGCUGGAAGUGCGCUUGCCGGAGCGCAGUGGGUGGGAGGACCUGGCACCUCCCCUGGCCUCUGCAGUCAGACCCCCGGGGUGAAGAGCGAUUCCUUCUGGGUCUCCAGUCUGCUGCAGUGCCCCUGCGUUAACGCUCCUUUGUGCUGCAGCUACUGAAGCCGAGAUUACUCCAGCGCCUAGGUGCGGGCAGAGCAGCCUCCACUCUCUGCAGACCUGGCUGGAGGGUGCGUGCAGACUCUCCAGGCCGCGACUCGGCGCGUCCUUCCUCCUAGUUCUCCCCCACCCCACCCCCCAAACCCGCACCUCCCGAAUCCCCCGCCCUCUCCGCGGUCUGCCCCUCCUCCCUUGCUGCGGGCUGACCGCUCCACACCGCCGCAGCGCCUCGCGUCUGGACGGCUUGCAGGAGGCACACACCCUUACACCCACUCGGCCAGACCGCACCCCUGCCCAGCAUGUCCGCGCUGGAGUGGUACGCCCACAAGUCCCUGGGCGACGGCAUCUUUUGGAUUCAGGAACGCUUCUAUGAGUCGGGCAACCGCGCCAACAUCUGGCUGGUGCGUGGUUCCGAGCAGGAUGUGGUGAUCGAUACGGGCCUGGGGCUGCGCAGCCUCCCGGAGUACCUGUACUCCUCCGGCCUCUUGCAGGAUCACGGGGCCAAAGAGGACGCGGCGUGCCGGCCACUGCUGGCCGUGGCCACACACGUGCACUUCGACCACUCCGGCGGCCUCUACCAGUUCGACCGGGUGGCCGUGCAUCACGCCGAGGCCGAGGCGCUGGCUCGCGGGGACAACUUUGAGACCGUGACCUGGCUGUCCGACAGUGAGGUGGUGCGGGCGCCCAGCCCGGGCUGGAGGGCCAGGCAGUUCCGAGUGCAGGCGGUGCAGCCCACUCUCAUCCUGCAGGAUGGGGAUGUGAUCAACCUUGGUGACAGACAGCUCACUGUUAUGCACAUGCCUGGUCACUCCAGGGGCAGUAUUUGCUUACAUGACAAAGACCGAAAGAUUCUCUUCAGUGGAGACGUCGUGUAUGAUGGAUCACUGAUUGACUGGCUUCCAUACAGCAGGAUAAGUGACUAUGUUGGAACCUGUGAACGUCUGAUAGAAUUAGUGGACAGAGGUCUGGUAGAGAAGGUGCUUCCUGGGCAUUUCAAUACCUUUGGUGCUGAAAGGCUUUUUCGAUUGGCUUCUAACUAUAUUUCAAAAGCUGGCAUAUGUCACAAAGUUUCUACUUUUGCCAUGCGAUCUCUUGCAAGUUUAGCCUUACGUGUAACAAAUUCUAGGACCUCACCCUAGUAUCUACACUGAUAACCUAUUUUGAUUAAUUCUGUAAAUUCAAUUCAUUUUGUGCUGUUUAAAAUGAGUAAUAGUGAGCAUUUCAAGAAAUGCUUUAUUAGAGAAAAAAAAAAGGUUGAGAAUGAGUCAGCCCAAAAAGGAAUCUCUUCAUUAAAAAUUUUUCUUUCUUUCAAAUAAGAAAUCAUUUAAAUAAGCUUAUAAUUUGCCAAGCUGUCAUCUUGUAAUAUUUGUCAUCUUGUAAUAUCCAGAAACAACAUAGAAAUAUAUGGGGAAGUAAGGAGGCAUAGUAACAGAAAGAACUAUCAUCCUUACUUCCCAUUUCUCUUAUUUUAUUUCCUAGAUGACCUAGAAAAAGAGGCAUAAAGUUUUAUGUUUAUACUCCAAACUUGAUAUUUUAGUAUAUUAUUUAAAGAUAAAGGUUCUUGAGUUUAAAAUACAUUAGAACUCAAUACAAACAUAUAAAUUAAUAUUUAGAAUGACAGCUAAAACAAUCCAUUGGUAUAGCACAGAAUUUUUAUGCUUCAUUUAUUUAUUCUUAAUGUAAUUAUAGCGUAUUAUAUGCUGUGUAAUUUUACUUACAAAGAGUACAAUGAACUUUGUUUUGUUGCAAAGCUUUAAAUAUAAAUUGCAGAGUGCUUCAGUCAAAAGCUACCACACAGUGUUGUUUGUUAUUAUGUGCGUGUAAUAUUUUCAAUCAUAAAAAUGAAAUUCAAAUGUCUGUAAUAUAAUUACAAAUUGUCAGAUUUCUCAAAAGGACACUGUCAGGGAAAUUUGAAAAUAUACACAUUGAAAAUAAUUUUUUAUUAUAUCCUAUUUUAAUAUUAACAGCUAUUAUAAACAAAAUUUUUCUUGUUAAAUAGCAGCUUCAGUAUAUGUGUCAUAUUUUAUAAUAUCACAACAACUAUAGAGAUCUACGACAUUCUGAUAUGAAUCAUUCUUUUACUUAUCAUAACAUGCAUAUGUACCAUGGAAGGCUUUUCAGAUUAACUGCAAAAUGUGCAUUAGAUAUUGACUUAGAGUGAAUUGCCUUUUUUAUCCUGAUUCACAACACCUAUUCCUGUUCAGUAUUCUUUGUCUUGAAUGAAAAGAACUCUACAUUUAUAAAGUUAUAGGAAAGGUUAGCCCACUAUUUUAGUGAAAUGUUUUGGUUUGGUGCUCUUUAUAAUUUAUUAAAAAGCCUUUUGGAAUAUUUCAUAAAGGUUUUUUAAGCAAUUUUCUCACUGCCUUUUUAUUAUUGACAUGUCCAAAACCAAACUGAGAUAGCUUUGGAAAUCAGAUUGUUUAGUAUUAAGAAAGUUUAGCAACUUUGAUAUCUGAAAAAUUAUAAAAUUUUUCCACCCUUAACCCACACAGGUUUUUUUAGUCUUUUUUUAAUUCAACACCCACACACAUAUCCCACAUUCAUACACACAGUCACAUACAUACAUGCACAGUAUUGUGCUAAACACUGUGGAAGCUUAAAAAGUCAAAGAGAUGAAAUCUUAGCUAGAAGGCAAACAAAACAUGAAUAAUAAUAUACGUAGGUUGAAGCUAAUACAAAUUACACAUGAGUAUCAGGGACAUACAUGGAGGGGUGUGGAGUUUGGUUAGGAAGAGAUUCCUGGAAGAGGGGUUUUUCAGUUGUAUUUGGAAAGAUGAUUUGUUAGGUGGUCAGGGUAGGGGACAAAAAGAUCCAAGAACGGGGAUGGAAGCAUUGCUAUCCUAAGUAGGCUAUUCCUUGUGACAAUUUAAAUUUAAUUUUCAGGAAUCUUAGAUCCUCCAAAUACCAAGUAUUUAGCAUGAGACAGGUGGGUUUGUGAUGGUGUAUAUGAGUCAUCUUCAGUGACAGACAAGCUGUCCUGCCACAUGCCAUCGAAGGAAUCUACUCAUAUAAGGCUGUAGGUUUCAGUUGAUAUGCAGCAUGAAGAGUAUAGAUUUGGUUCAGGGCAACUACAAUCACUUAAUGAGCCUUAAAUAUAGCCAUUAUUUUUAUAUCAGUAGCACAAAAGAAAACCAAAAGUCCUUAACCAUUGACCAUUUUAUCAUACCUUAGGACUUAAAAAAAAAAUCAGGGUAUAGUAGGCACUAAGUUUUACUGAGAAAUAUUUGAACCUGAUGAAGGCUUUCUUUAUUUCUUAAAAGUACAAUUUUUCAAAACAUGUUAGUUUUGUUUUUAAAUCUCCAACUUUUUUUUUGUUUUUCAAAUUAUACAAACACAUAAGACUGUGAUAUUUUGCUUUUGCUUCAGUGUGAAUAAAUUGGGGAAAGGAUCUGUCAUCCAUUUAGUGCUCAUGCCAUGCAUUUUAAAAUAUGCAUUAUUCAGUUUAAUCCUGGCCCCAGUGCCAAGAAGUAAUUGACCAGCCAAACACAACAAAACUUUGGACAAAGCUGGUAAGUGAACACAGGUCUGUCUUCCUCCCAAACUGUGCUCUUUCUCUUAUAUCUGCACAAUAACAUAAAAUUGGCAAAGUGUAUUUUUACUUUCCCAGAUGCCACAUGUGCCAAGAGUAAAUCAAGUGAUGUUAAGCCUAAUAAUAGCAUAUUUUAAAAGAAGCUUUAAAAAAUAUAUUUUCACCCUGACAGUGACCCGUAUUGUAACUUAUGAUUUUUGGAAAUAAUAGUAUGUAAGUAUAAUUCAGAGUUGUCAAAUAUAAGACAUUUAGAAAUAAUUUUUAUUUGUAUUGCUAAUAAUCUUUGGAAACUCAUUUUCCUUAUUUGGUGUUUCCUUUUAACUAAGAAGUCUAAAACAAACAAAAAUCUUGUGUUAUCCUGAUAUAGUUGAGUAAAUGAUUUUGUGUAGUUGUUCUUAUAUGAAUAGUAAUAUGAUUGUGACAUGUACACAUUGUCUUCUUAUAAUUUUCAGAUAAGUGUAAGUAAAAAUUUGUGUGAUAAAUAUUAAAGUGGACAUUUUAUUUCAA
This is a messenger RNA of Felis catus (domestic cat), 4230 nucleotides long. RefSeq names its product metallo-beta-lactamase domain containing 2 (gene MBLAC2). The coding region runs from base 494 to 1333 and encodes 279 amino acids. NCBI's taxonomy places the organism in Eukaryota, Metazoa, Chordata, Mammalia, Carnivora, Felidae. The transcript is spliced from 2 exons. The record is from RefSeq and is a predicted model, not a curated record.